AUGAGUUCUCAAAACUUCCCGGCUCGCAACGUCUGUUCGCCUUUUCAACAAUCCCCCUUCCAUCUGAAACGAGUCUUUAGUGCCAGUCAGUUCUCAACACGUCACCCUCAGAGCCGCAGCGCGACCUCGUAUCCCGCGACUGGAUCUACUCCCCCAGAUCCAAUAUCCCCAUCGCUAGCGACAAAGGCUGGUUCACCUCCCUAG
Podospora anserina S mat+ is the source of this 204-nucleotide messenger RNA. RefSeq lists its product as uncharacterized. The record is from RefSeq and is a predicted model, not a curated record. The coding region runs from base 1 to 204 and encodes 67 amino acids. NCBI's taxonomy places the organism in Eukaryota, Fungi, Ascomycota, Sordariomycetes, Sordariales, Podosporaceae. The transcript has 2 exons.